Molecule: messenger RNA, 2050 nt
Organism: Gaeumannomyces tritici R3-111a-1
Lineage: Eukaryota; Fungi; Ascomycota; Sordariomycetes; Magnaporthales; Magnaporthaceae
Exons: 1
Coding region: 896-1378 (160 amino acids)
Source: RefSeq, a predicted model, not a curated record
UCCAUCCGCCCGUUGUCCCGUCUCCACAACUGGAUACCUACACUGUACCCAUCAACUACUUCGGUUCUUGCUCGUGGCCGACAGCCCGACCCGACAAGGAAAACAAACCAACAUCACCACCAUCAACAACAACAAGAGUCACAACCACAACAAAUAACAACCACAACGUGGACGACUCGCCAGCCUCAUAAAAACAACUCGCAAUCCUUGACGCCGAACCGCCUCCUGCCUUCACGUGCGCGACAACUAGCCCGAAUCUCCACACCGAGACCGCUGCGGCAGCCUGCACUCGUCCACCCCCCUGUCUCCGUCCCCUCUCCCCGCCCGCUGCACCGGAGCCCAGGACGGGCCUGGUUGGCGCAAGCCGAGGCGGUGGGCUUGCUGUACGCACUCUGCACUCAUACCCAUCCACCCUGCGACUCGGACGCGCCCGCCAAGCCAAACGUGGGCCAAGCCAACGGGCACCUGGGGGUGUGGUGGAGCGACUCGCUCGGCGCUCUCGACAGUACAUAUUCGUGCGUCGUUCUGAUCGCCCAACGACUGCGGGGGGUCUGCGAGUGAAUCCAGUGAAUCCCGAGCCUGGCCCAUCCACUCACAACCAGUCCAAGGCGAAAGCGUGUCUGGGUUCAUCCCACCACCCGUUUUUGCUUUUUCUCCCCUCUCUGGCGAAAGCACGCCCGACUCGAAAUAAACAAACACGAACAGAAGACGAACGGCAAAAACACAAUCGAUACUAUAAAGAAACCGCCUACCCCGCCAAAACGGGACGAAAGUAAGAGGGGGCAGAGAUUUAUGAUCUAGGACCAGAAUCAGGAGUCUGGGUGGUCCAUCGUCCACCAUCGAGAAGAACCGGGGCGCCCAAACACCCAACAUCAACCCCACCAGAUCAGCAAACAUGCCGUCACAACGACCCUUCUUCCUCUCGACCGUCUUCGCCGCCUUCCGCCAGCAGACCGCCGCCCCCAGCCUGGCAACCACCACAUCACAGCCGAGCAAGCAGACCACAUCCUCCUCAUAUUCCACCGCGGCCACGGCAGCGACGACGGCCGCCGCAGCCGCCGCGGCCGUUAGGAGCGCGCAGCAGUCGGCCGCGCCGUCGUCAUCACCAUCACAACAGCAGCAAGCACCCGCGGCAGCAGCAGCGGGCGGCCCCGCGACGCCGCAGGGCUCCCCGGCCCACUCGCCCGUCCCGAUCCCCUGCCCCAGCCGCCGCCGCGGCAGCGACAGCAGCACCGAGGGCUUCCGCAACGUCCGCGGCGCCGACAAGUGGUACAUCGGCGGCCGCACCGCCGCCGGCGAGGAGCGCUUCUUCAAGCUGGGCGUCAUGCGCCGCGUGCGCAGCAACGACCGCCUCAGCCUCGACAAGCUGAGCUUAUGAGGCGCCCCCCCGAAGGGACUGCGAGCUGGCUGUGGGCAAAUUUGCUAUGUCAGGAGGGAAGGGAUAAAACAAAAGUACUGUCGAUUGGGAUUUUCCCGCUCAGAUUCGGGCUUGUCAUCGUUGCAUUUUCUCUCUAUUCCUCUUCUUCCCAACCCACCCUGAGGAUGGGCCGAUUUCUGUUGAUAGACAGGAUGGACUUUUCUUUCACAUUCGCCACCACCUUUCCCCCUUUCUCAACCCAACACCAGCCUCGAUGCUACUUGGGAUGAGAGAGCUGAGCUAGGUGGGGGCUGCUUCAUUUGCCGGCCGUUUGUUGCGUGCCGCGGACUGUUUUUUUCUUCCGAGAUCAUGGCGUUUACAGCAUAGGGAACGGGGACCACAAGGGUCCACUGCAUUUGUUAGGGAUGGACGAUUUACGAAGGAUGGCACUCGGGCGUGCAUUGCUUUUUUUUUUUCUUGAGAAGGACGAUAGCCCGCGGGGCUUAGCCCACAGCCAGACUCGCUGGGUUCACAUGGAGGAGCGAGGUAUCUGCCCACCACAUCAGUGGCAGGCGAAACCUCACUAGGCUAUUAGAACGCCCCUAGAUAGGUAUACCAGGCAGGAGUAUGUUUCCCCCAAGUGGCAAAUUGGGCGAACACACCCCGCCGUGGAAUACAUUGAUUCUCCCAAUG